AUGGGCGAGAGAAUGGGGGCAGAGGAUGCUGACUAUUCUCGCCUAUCACAUGGGAUCGGUUGCCUAACGCUGAGGCCGCCGAAUCUAGAGCACAAAAACAGUGUCAGAAACAGCAUAAAAUCAGGUUCUUGCGAGUUCAAUAAUCCAACAGCAGACGUUAUGGCCAGAGAAUUUUUAGAUGUUGAGCAGCACUCCAAUAAACAGGUCCUCUCAGGGCUCCAAACCCGAACGUCGCACAAACCCUUGGCGGACUUGAAAAAUGAAAACUACCAUCUAAAAUUGGAGCUUACACAGCAGCGCCAGGAGCUCGACCUACUCUUACAGAGAAUUAAGAAGCUCGAGGUGCAAGCGGAAGCCAAUACUCUUGAAUGGCCAGUGGUCAAGUCGACACUCCCGCCCUUGCCAUAUCCGGCCGGGAAGGAGAACGUGAUUGAGCACGAAGAUGGACGUAUGCAGGCAAGCGAGUCUCUGGCUUCAGCACAGCACUCUUCGCUAGUGGAUUACGAAAUAGCUACUCAUUUCUCGGGGUCACCAUAUAAAAGCAACAGUGAGAAUAUCCAGCAAGACGCAGAUUCGCACGCCAGUUCAUCUGUCGUUGGACUGCAUCGCAACAAGAAGUUCUUCAAAAGUUCAGUGAUACCUUUUCUCCAAAAGAGCAUAGAUACGUUCCAGCAUAGCGACGUUUUCGGAGACGACACGCCGAUUUUACAACACAAGCUGGAUGCCUUCAAAAAUGGCAAGUGUACAGGAACAGCCAAAGUGAGGUCGAUGAUCGAGAUUUUAGAUGGCAUCAAUCAUUUCCAACAACAGUGCGUCGCGGUACUAAAUAGAGAACUAGAAAAUAGGAAGGUCUCGUCUGGGCUGGAAAACUUGUUUGGUCGAUACUCUGGUUCUCAGGGAAAAAGCCCAAAUUGUGACAACGACCCAAAGCAUCAGAUUCUAAGCCAGUGGUCAGAACCUUCUGGGACAGGCGCUCGGCAACAGAAAUACGAGGGCUCACCAACGCACCUCUCGCUCAAGAAAUUUCCGCAGUCUUCUGCAUUAAUUGCGGGAAAACCAGUAAGUCACCCAGAAUAUCCUUCCAAACCGCCCGUACUGCCUCCAGCUCCAUUUUUCGAAGUUAAGUCAUCGGGUAAACCGUGGGAAAAAUAUUCCACAACGCCUAAGAGAGCCAUUGAAAAACCUCAAAUGUCUCUUGAAGUACUUCCAAAAGAACCGUGCAGAAUUUCUAAAGUGACAGCACAUAAUAGUGAAUCGGCGCAUGACACUGAGGACUCUCGACCAAGAUACCAUCGUGACCAGUUGGAAUUCAUUCCCAUCGGCUUUGACGAACAUCUGCUUUCCACAAUAACGUCUGAUCGACACUUCACCAUCGGCGAAGAGCAGGGGGUGUCGGCGCGAUUGACGCCGUUUGCGAGAGCUGCUCAAGAAACUGAAGAGAACGAUUACGAUUCAUUACAGGCGUAUUUCGCUGAGUUUUUUGGCGAUUCCCUCGACCAAGAGAUCUCACGAUCUACAGGUACCAACAUGUCCGAAUUUGGAGGUUAA
Lachancea dasiensis is the source of this 1548-nucleotide messenger RNA. Lineage: Eukaryota; Fungi; Ascomycota; Saccharomycetes; Saccharomycetales; Saccharomycetaceae. The record is from the annotation of a GenBank genome assembly.